AUGUUCUACAAUGGAGAUUUGCAGAGUGCCAUAGAAACGGCUCUUCGCGAAAGAAAGGCUGUUCUGUGCUUUGUGUCUGAUCGCAGUACACAAGCCAGCACGGAAUGGGAAGCAGUCUUGAGGGAUCCAUCCAUAUCCCCGGCCGUGACCUCGCAAGCUGUCGCGGUUCUGCUCUACAAGGACUCUACAGAAGCCGGCUUCCUCACCUCAAUCUGCCCCAUUAACAGCACACCUGCAAUCAUCGUGAUCAAGAAUGCGCGGGUCCAAGAAAAUCUCCAGUCCGCAGACGUAUCGACCGAGCAGCUGAAGUCUCGCCUGGCCUCUGCUUUUGGCAUCCAACAAGAUGGAGACGGAGGGUCUGUUCAGCAGCCCGAGCCCCAGCAAUCUGAACCUGAAGACGAGUCCGACGAGUACCUCCACCUUGAGCCCGCGUCUGGGGAUCCGAACAAUGCCUACGACGCCCUGCGAAACCAUACCCAGAAGCUCCUAAACGACGGCAAUUCUCCUGCAGAGAUUUUUCAGACCCAAUUGGCGCUUCUUAGCAAUAUCCCCAUCCUUCGCGCAGAAUUGGGACGCUUGCGACACAUAAAAGAACUGUCGGAAUAUGCUAGAUCAAGACUUCUGCGGCUUCCAGCUGCUGCCCUCGGGAUCCCGGUGCAGGAUGGCCUUACUCCGUCACAAGCCACUACUUCCCCUGAAUCGUAUCAAUCUAUGCCGUCACGACCGUCGUCAAAUCCACAAGUGCCCGUGCCCGCAGGAGAACGAGUUUAUCCUCCACAGACUCGCGCGACAUUGUCGCCUUCCCCUUCAUCAGCACGGUCAACACACACCGAACCUCCAGCUCCAGCUCCCAUUCCGCCACCAUCGAGCUCUAAUGCGGAAAUUGACUCCAAACAAAAAGCCCAAAGGGCAGAGUACAUCAAAAUGCAACGAGAGCGCGAACAGAAACAACGCGAGGAGCGUGAAAGGAUCAAAGCUCAAAUCAAAGCGGAUCGGGAGGAGAGGCGGUUGAUGGAUGAGAUGAAGAAGCAUGGUCAAACGCAGGAGAAUCCAACUUCUUCAGCCUCCUCUUCGUAUGGUAGAUCAAAAACAUCAAGAACGAAUGCCCGGGCGGAUGUGAGGGUGCAAGUCCGCACAUUUGAUGGGUCAACCUUGCGCAACACAUUCCCUCCCACCUCAACCAUCACGAAAGAAAUUCGUCCCUGGAUCGACUCUGCCAGCUCUUCCUCUUCACCCGACAGGACAAGCGGCGUGCCAUACAAUCUCAAGCUCAUCCUGACGCCCCUCCCCAAUCGCACAAUUGAAGCGGGGGAAGAAGAGGCCGAGCUCUCCGACCUAGGCAUCGUGGGGAGUUGCACCUUUGUCAUGGUCCCGGUAACAGGAUACGUUGAGUCGUAUUCUUCCGGCGGUAUGGGAAGCGGACUGCUCGGAGGAGUGGUGACGGGAGGGUAUAAUCUCGUCAGCGGGGCGGCGGGGAUGGUCUUUGGAGGCGUACGCUCACUGCUUGGGUAUGGCUCGGAGAAUGCAGAACAGAUAUCGGCUGCCGGCGGUCGAAGUGAGAAAGCGGAUCAUCAUCCUCCGGGCGCUGGUGGUUCUGGGACUGGGAACAACGUCCGGAUCCGCACACUGGCUGAUCAACGCGCCGAAGAGGCUGCGAAGAGAGACCAGCAGUUUUAUAACGGCAACCAGCUCAAUUUCCAGCCCAACGACGACGCUGACGACCAUAAGAAAGACUGA
Molecule: messenger RNA, 1737 nt
Organism: Cladophialophora bantiana CBS 173.52
Lineage: Eukaryota; Fungi; Ascomycota; Eurotiomycetes; Chaetothyriales; Herpotrichiellaceae
Exons: 5
Coding region: 1-1737 (578 amino acids)
Molecular function (GO): protein binding
Source: RefSeq, a predicted model, not a curated record